AUCCUAUGUGAACCAAUGGAAACUCAGCACGUGCCCGCAUCUACUGCGCCUGGCAGCAGCGUAACGCUAUUCCCCGCGCUUUUAAAGAUACGAAACGAGGACCUGGAGAGAUUCACUGGGACGUGGUGCGCUGAGGACCAGGGUCGGAGAGAGAGAAAAAAAAUAAUGUCAUCGUUCGGAUCCGGGUCGACCCGCCCGUUCGACGACGACGGGUACACGGGCUUCGAUCCUCCGCUCGUGUCCAAGAGAUUCGGCUCGUUCUCGAACUUCGACGCCGACUCCGUCAACGACUCGUCGCCGAUAUUCUCCAACGAGCCAUACCUCACCGGAGACGACGCGUUCAGCUCUCAUCCGGUGCCCCGAACUCAAUCGCUGCCGUCGAUGUACUCCAAAGGUGGACCGUCGUUACCGUCUCCGGCUGAGAUGGAGCCGGACGAGGGCUCCCCACUGAAAGAGUGGCGAAGAAUAAACGCGCUUGAGUUGGAGGAGAAGGAGAAGAAGGAGAAAGAGAAGUUGCAGAGGAUAAUCGAAGAAGCAGAGGCUUACAAGGUGGAGUUCUACAGGAAGCGUCAGCUCAGCGUUGAGAAGAAGAAAGCGUCGAACAGAGAAAGCGAGAAGGUGUUUGUGGAAAAUCAAGAGAAAUUUCAAGCAGAGGCUGAGAAAAAUUACUGGAAAGCAAUCGCAGAGCUUAUACCUCGCGAGGUGGCAGCGAUAGAGAAGAGGGGGAAGAAGAGAGACAAAGACAAAGACAAGAAGGCUUCCGUGGUUGUGGUUCAAGGGUCAAAGCCUGGGAAGCCAACCGAACUCUCGAGAAUGCGUCAGAUUCUUGUGAAGCUUAAUUACAAUCCUCCUCAGCAUAUGAAGCCCAAACCAGAACCAACAGGUCAACCCAAACAAGAUGCUAAAGCAAUUGUGAUUAAUGAAGCUGUAGCUGCUGCUUAGAAGGAGUUAAUUGUGAUUAGAGAUUGUUGAUUUUGUAUGAUGAUCCUAGAGUUAAUCAUAAUUUAGAACUUAAAUAAUAAUUUUUGUUUUAAUGAAA
This is a messenger RNA of Prunus avium (sweet cherry), 1039 nucleotides long. Its product is annotated as clathrin light chain 3. Gene Ontology annotation, biological process: clathrin-dependent endocytosis; intracellular protein transport. Gene Ontology annotation, cellular component: plasma membrane; clathrin coat of trans-Golgi network vesicle; clathrin coat of coated pit. Gene Ontology annotation, molecular function: structural molecule activity; clathrin heavy chain binding. Lineage: Eukaryota; Viridiplantae; Streptophyta; Magnoliopsida; Rosales; Rosaceae. The record is from RefSeq and is a predicted model, not a curated record.